AAAGUGAUAAAACAAAAAUGGAAAAAAAAAACACGAAAAUUGGUCCGUCUCUCUCGGCAAUCGGCAUCGUCUUUCCCGUUUUUCAUUUCAGUUCAGUCUUCAGUCCCAAAUCGUAUCCCUAAUUUUUCUUUCUUCGUCUCCCCCACACGGCAGCUGUGGCGGCAUCCGACCAUCACCAGCACUCUCACUCGCUUCGCCGGCAUCGUCUCGAUCAGUCACUCUAGCGGCUCGCCUUUCCCCGAUUCAGGCGCGCCCCUGUUCUCCAAUUCCCCCGCGCGGCCCACUCUUUCUCAGUGUUUCCUCUCCACUCAGCUUCGCUUCCACUUCGAUAUCCUUCCGCGGUCUCCUCGCCCCCCGCGAAGGACACAGUCUAUCAACAUUUCCGCCGCCUCCCCGCCGCUGAGAAGUAUUGGGAACUGACAAGUAGGGAGAAGAAAGACCAAACUAUGCAAACAGCUUGUCAUCUCCGUCCGAUUUUUCAAUUGCCCAACCGAAGGGUUGUUGUAAAGCCAAAUGGGUGUACAAAAGUCGGAAACUUGAAUUGUGACAAUCUGUGCUUCACCAGAAGAACACAACUCUACAAGUUCCCAUCACAAACCAGAUUUGAUGCAGUACCUGAAGCGAAUGAUGGGCAUCUUCUCUCCGCCUCUAUGGUGGAAGAAGUUGAAAACACAAAUCACGCCCCAACUCAGGAAGAAGCGCUGCCUUCGUUCGACAAAUGGUCCCCUCCUGAAUACCUGUGGAGGGGAUUUUCAGUUUUUGUGUUGGCGGGUCAGGUAAUCUCGAGGACUCUAAAGGGAAAAGUUCACUGGAGGAAUACCCUGCAACAAUUGGAGAGAGUUGGACCGAAGUCAGUAGGGGUCUGCCUCUUGACUGCUGCUUUUGUUGGCAUGGCCUUCACUAUUCAAUUCGUUCGAGAGUUCACGAGACUGGGAUUAAAUAGAGCUGUCGGCGGUGUCUUGGCUCUAGCAUUUUCACGGGAGCUUAGCCCUGUGGUCACGUCAAUCGUGGUUGCUGGACGAAUGGGAAGUGCAUUUGCUGCGGAGCUGGGGACGAUGCAGGUAUCCGAGCAAACUGACACUCUGAGGGUGCUUGGAGCAAACCCUGUUGAUUAUCUGGUCACCCCACGAGUGAUCGCUUCGUGCAUUGCUCUACCGUUCCUGACUCUGAUGUGUUUCACCGUGGGGAUGGCAUCCAGUGCCUUGCUAGCGGAUGCUGUUUAUGGAGUCAGCAUCAACAUUAUCAUGGAUUCAGCUCAUAGGGCACUUAGAUCGUGGGACUUAAUAAGCGCAAUGAUCAAGUCCAUGUGUUUCGGUGGUAUCAUAUCUACUGUGAGCUGUGCAUGGGGAAUAACCACGAUUGGAGGCGCCAAGGGUGUGGGGGAGUCUACAACUUCAGCCGUCGUCAUCUCUCUCGUGGGUAUCUUUGUUGCUGAUUUCCUGCUCUCUUCCUGUUUCUUCCAAGGAGCUGGGGAUUCUCUCAAGAGGUUAUAGUUCUCCAUCUAUUCUUUCUCCUAGUAUAUAAGAACUUACUGCUUUUUUACCUUGUAGUGUACCCUGGUAGUCAAAUGUUAGAUGCUGCCUCUUCCCUGUGUUGUUGCCUGGCAUGUUCUUGUUUAUCAGAUGAAUGCACAAUUAGCUUUGCCAAGUCAAUGUUACAUGGAGAUGCUCUUUUAUAUUAAUACUCAUUCCAUUUAUGAUCCCGAAACCGUAUGUGAGGUUGUAUUGGAAAAGUUAGUGA
Messenger RNA from Linum tenue, 1740 nucleotides. The record is from the annotation of a GenBank genome assembly. Lineage: Eukaryota; Viridiplantae; Streptophyta; Magnoliopsida; Malpighiales; Linaceae.